UGCAGUCGCGCCACGGUCACUGUGCGCGCUCUCUGAACGAGGGGCGUGGCCGCAGUACGGCCGGUGAGCUCGCGCGGCGUGCGGAUACUCGAGCUAGUUGUCGGGACCGCGCCAUCUGCAGGAAGGCUCAUGAGGAGAAAGGAAAAGUGUGUGUGGCGACACUGGCGAAUGUGAGAGAGCGAAGGCGAGACAUACAGCGGUAGAAACGGACAGAGUGCGCGCUAACAUUACAUUCUCAACGCGACUCAAGGAUUUGAUUCCUAAAGGAGGCUUCCAAAUCACAAGAUACACGAAGGAAAAACAAUGACGGAGAAAGAGUGCGUGACUGAUACCGGCACUGCAGAUUCUGUUUCUUCUGAAUAUUCUUCUCCUGCCAGAAGCAUAGGGGAUCCUGGAAUUACACCACUUUCUCCAACUCAUUCUGCGAAAGAUCCUGAGCACCAUGUCCCUGCACAGCAGUGCUUUGCGGUGGUAGUGGCUAUCGAUUUUGGCACCACAUCCAGUGGGUAUGCAUACAGCUUCACAAAGGAGCCAGAAUGUAUUCACAUUAUGAGGCGUUGGGAAGGAGGAGAUCCUGGGGUGUCCAAUCAGAAGACACCCACCACCAUCCUACUGACCCCUGAUGGAAAGUUUCACAGCUUUGGUUAUGCUGCUAGAGACUUCUAUCAUGACCUGGACCCGAGUGAGUCAAAGCACUGGCUGUACCUGGAGAAGUUCAAAAUGAAGCUGCAUACCACUAGUAAUCUAUCAAUAGAAACCGAAUUGCAGGCUGCGAAUGGGAAGAAAGUGAAAGCCAUCAAUGUGUUUGCUUAUGCCCUGCAGUUCUUUAAGGAGCAGGCAUUGAAGGAACUGAGUGACCAGGCUGGCUCACAGUUCGAUAAUGCUGAUGUUCGAUGGGUAAUCACUGUACCGGCUAUUUGGAAGCAGCCAGCUAAGCAGUUUAUGAGACAAGCUGCCUACAAGUCUGGCCUUGUCAAUCCUGAGAAUCCUGAGCAGCUGAUUAUUGCUCUAGAGCCAGAGGCAGCCUCUAUCUACUGCCGGAAGCUACGUCUUCACCAGAUGAUUGACUUAAGUAACAAGAUGGCAGUGAAUGGCAUUAGCCCUGCAGAGACUGUUGCCUCCGGAAUGACUCAGGGUUCAUCAGACUCGAUUUUGUGCCUGCUAUCUGAAGUCCAGAGUGCCACACAAGAGAUGUCCUCGAAGGAGCACGUCCGACGUAACCGGCAGAGCCGCACCUUUUUGGUGGAAAAUGUCAUAGGAGAGCUCUGGUCAGAGCUGGAGGAAGGUGAUCGCUAUGUGGUGGUGGACUGUGGAGGAGGAACUGUGGAUCUCACUGUCCAUCAAAUUCGCCUUCCAGAGGGCCAUUUGAAAGAAUUAUACAAAGCUUCAGGAGGUCCUUAUGGGUCUGUCGGUGUGGAUUAUGAAUUUGAGAAGCUGCUUUGUAAGAUUUUUGGAGACGAUUUCAUCGACCAAUUCAAAAUCAAGCGUCCAGCUGCCUGGGUGGAUUUAAUGAUUGCAUUUGAGUCCCGUAAAAGAGCAGCAGCCCCAGACAGAACUAAUCCCCUGAAUAUCAACUUACCGUUUUCCUUCAUUGAUUACUACAAGAAGUUCAGGGGGCACAGUGUUGAGCAUGCACUUCGGAAAAGCAAUGUGGAUUUUGUGAAGUGGUCCUCACAAGGAAUGCUUCGGAUGAAUCCAGAUGCAAUGAAUGCCCUCUUUAAGCCCACUGUGGACCAAAUCAUUCAUCAUCUCAGUGAUCUCUUUCAAAAGCCUGAGGUGUCUGAUAUCAAGUUCCUCUUUCUGGUAGGGGGAUUCUCAGAGUCCCCUUUGCUACAGCAUGCUGUGCAGAACAUGCUUGGUGAACGGUGCCGCAUAAUUAUCCCUCACGAUGUAGGCCUUACCAUCCUCAAAGGUGCAGUGCUGUUUGGCUUGGACCCAGCAGUGAUCAAAGUGAGACGCUCACCUUUGACAUAUGGAGUUGGGGUGCUCAACAGAUACCUGGACGGGAAGCACCCUCCUGAAAAGUUACUGGUGAAGGAUGGGACACGCUGGUGUACCGAUGUCUUUGACAAGUUUAUCUCUGCUGACCAAUCAGUGGCCCUGGGAGAAACGGUCAAGCGGAGCUACACUCCAGCCAAACCAUCUCAGAUGGUCAUUGUCAUCAAUAUCUAUUGUUCGGAGCAAGAUGAUGUGGGCUUUAUCACUGAUUCCGGUGUGAAGAAAUGUGGCACUCUGCGUUUGGACCUGAGUGGCACAGAGUGCUCCCCUCCCCCGGCCCGCAGGGAGAUUCAGACACUCAUGCAGUUUGGGGACACAGAGCUCAAGGCAAUGGCGGUGGAUGUUGCCACUUCUAAAAGUGUGAAGGCCUCCAUUGAUUUCUUAAAUUAAAUCUGGUUAGUUUUCCCCACAGUACACUAGGAAAUUGUUAAAGCCGAGUGGAGUGUCAGCAGCUUAAGAGUCCAAAAAAGCGAGUAUUUUUAAACUGAAACUUUUAAUUUUCAUAAAAUGUUUGUUUCUUUUUAAUUGUAUUAUCUGUAGCCAUGUCCCAGCAUUGAUUUUGAAUGAUUUGGGAGAAUCCCUGACUUUGAUCAGAAAGUUCCCAAAUUCUCAUGCCUGUUGCUUCAGUAUGACUUUUUUAGAGGCCAUUCAACCCUCUUGUGUGUCUGUGUGGCUUACUAUAUAUCGGGGACCAACGCUGUCGUAAGAAAUAUGUUUGGGCACAGAAAAGGGGACACAAAUUUUAAUUUAGCCUGAAAAAUAUCUUUUACAAAUGUAUGCUACCAUUGGGCUGCUAAGUGAUGCAUUGCCUUGUAUACUAAAAAUUCAAAAAUUAGCUUUAAAAAUGUAUAAUAGUAAUGAUAAUGCCAGGAGGCGUGUAGUCAGAAGCCAGCAGGUCAAAAAUUGACAGGUGCCAUGUCACUUUUGUUGGGUGAAGAUUUUUUUUUAGGAAAAGGAUGCAGAGAAUCAUAUGAAAUGGAACCAAACACGCUGCCUUGAGAAUGCUGCCAGCUUCACCCUGCCUUUGUUUUUUCACUAUAGCCAUACCGGUGCGCCCUUUUGAUGCCCCUUUUUCUUAUUCUGUUCCUUUGCUUGCUACACUGAAAAAAAGGAAAAAGCCAGCAUUACAGAGAAGCAAUUAUCUUUUUAUCAGUUAAAGGAAAGUUUGAGUAUGUUGAAGUAACUUGGGACUGAAAACUUGAGCGAAUAUAUAUUGUGCUUUAGUUUGUAUAUACACUAUUUAAAUCAUGUACAGAUUUAUUUUUAUUUCAGCAGAGUGCGCAGAAUUAUUUAGGUAGACUUAAUUAACUCUGCUGUCACCAGCGUACUCUUCCUGUUAUCAUUGCUGCUGUUAACAAGUAAUUUACAAUCUGUGCACACAGAAGAGUAAAAUUAGCAGAAUCUGUGGGGGCCUUAGCAGGUGAACAGCCGAGUAUUUAGAUGAUGUAUUGCUAUUGAUCUUUGGUGUGCUGCCGCUGUUAGCUUUUCAAAGCUUCAUUGAAUCAGUUGUUGUACAUUUAAAAUGAUCCAAGAUCUGUCCUGCAGGUGGAGUUGCUAUUGCUGUUAGUCUUCGUUAGAAAACAUUUCAACUGAUGUAUGGUAUCACAUUCAAACUACACACUAUGUACCUGAUUUCAUGUACACCUCUCUAGAUACUAUUAAGGUGACCAGAUAUUAAUUUUAUAUGAAGUUCUCAUGCGGUGCCAAUGGGACUAGUAGUAGCUGUGCCAGUGCCAUCACCACAACGCCUUCGGUGUUUCUGAUCUGUUGUUACAUACAGUGCCUUGUAACAGCCUUGACUCCUUGUGCAUGAUUUACAAUCUGCUGCCUUAAAUAUCACAUUCAGAAUCAUUCCAGCUUCAUUCUUUUUCACUGAUACCAGAAAAAAAAAGGAUUAAAAAGUCUUCUUUUUUAAAUUGCGUUUCAGAACUUUACCUGAAAGUACAGUUUUUGCCCCAUUGUUCUUGACAGGAGCGCUGUAACUCCAUGCCUCUCACACAUAUUUUUCUGUACUAAAUGAAAUUUUAGGGUAGUGUGUUACAGUCUGUACAGUGCCCUCCAUAAUGCUUGGGACAAAGACACAUUAUUCCUUAAUUUCCCUCCUUUGUUUCACUGUUUACAAAUCAGUUCAGAUGUGAUUAAAGUGUACAUUGCAGACUUUCAUAAGGGGAUUUGCAUACAUUUGUUCACGCCGUAUAGAAAUUACAAUGCAGUUUAUACAUGGUCUCCCCGUUUCAAGGCACCAUAAUGUUUGGAACACAGCAAUGGAAGGUCUAUUAAGGAAGGCCAUUGUCAUAUUUAGCACUUUGUUGCAUAUCCCUUGCAUGUAAUUCCUGCUUUGUAUCUUCUGUGGUGUUGCUCUGCCAAGCCUCUGCUGCAGCCAUCCUCCUAAUUGUUUUGGGGGCUUGGGCCCGUACGUUUUCUCUUCAACAUAAGGGAAGGUUUGCUCAAUUGGAUUUAAAUCAGGUGACUGGCUUGGCCAUUCUAGAAUGUUCCUUUUUUUAGCUUUGGAAAAACUCCUGUGCUGCCUUAGCAGUAUGUCUGGAUCAUCAUCUUGUUGUAGGAUGAAGUGCAGUCCAGUGAGUUUGGAGGCACUGACUGAAACUUGAACAGAUGUUUCUAUAGACUUCAAAAUUCAUUGUGCCAGUUCCAUCAUCAAUGAAGAGAAGUGUGCCAUUCAGGACCUGUGGCAGCCAUACAUGCACAAGCCAUAACACCCCCACCACGUCUAACAGAUGAGGUGGUCUGCUUUGCAUCUUGGGCAGUUCCUUGUCAUCUCCACACUUUCCUCUUGCCAUCACUCUACUCAGGUUCAUUUUUGUCUCGUCUAUUCACAAGACAUUUUCCCAGAGUUCUGUAGGCUUUUUAAAGUCACUUUUCUCAAACUGUAAUCUGGCCAUCCUGUUUUUGUGACUUAACUAGUGGUUUGCAUCUUGCAGUGUGGCUUCUGUGUUUCUGUUCAUGAAGACUUUUUCUGAUAGUUGUCUUUGACACAUCCACAUGUGCUCCCGAAGUCUGUUUCUGGUCUGUCCGACUGGCAUUUGGUGCUUUUUUUUUUUCUUGAUCAUUGUGAGGAUUCUUAUGUCAUCAGCAGUGGAGGUCUUCCUUGGCCUAC
This is a messenger RNA of Polypterus senegalus (gray bichir), 5113 nucleotides long. RefSeq names its product heat shock protein 12A (gene hspa12a). The record is from RefSeq and is a predicted model, not a curated record. The transcript is spliced from 13 exons. Lineage: Eukaryota; Metazoa; Chordata; Cladistia; Polypteriformes; Polypteridae. The coding region runs from base 304 to 2388 and encodes 694 amino acids.